UAGCCAUUUUCCCUCCAAUGGUCUCUUCGAUUAACAUCUCAUUCUUGAUCACCUGGGACGUCCACUAUAUAUACAACAUCAUAUAUACCCUUUUAACUAAGCAUCUAUGGAGGGUCAGAGUGAGAAUCAGAAUCAGAGAAAUGAAUCAAUUAAGUACAAAGGAGUGCGGUUGAGGAAGUGGGGAAAAUGGGUUUCUGAAGUGAGGUUGCCCAACAGCCGGGAGAGAAUAUGGUUGGGCUCAUAUGAUACGGCUGAGAAGGCCGCCAGAGCUUUUGAUGCGGCCCAGUUUUGUCUACGUGGCCCUAAUGCCAAAUUUAACUUUCCCGAGAAUCCGCCUGAUAUUUCCGGCGGACAUAAGCUUUCGCCGGCGGAGAUACAGGUUGUUGCGGCGCAGUUUGGGAAUGAAUACGUUCACCCGCAGACAACAGCACAGGAAACACCACCAUCACAUGUUCAAAAUACGCACAUGUUGAAAAUGGAGAAUGAGGAGAUGUCGCAAUCGUCAACUUGUAAUCAUGAUUUGAUGGGUCAAAUGGACAAUACUACUACUACUACUGUGGAUUGGUCCUUUCUAGAUAUGUUGGAGAAUUAUCCUAAUAAUGCUGCUGCUGGUGGUGCUCCACCACCACAUAUUUCUUCUCUUCCUCCUGCAGCACCUCCUUCACCAACUGUUGGGACUAAUAAUUUUGAUUUUGGAUAUUACCCUGGACUGGAAACUUUGUCAAGUAACCUUUACUCACCACUACAUUUUCCAACAAGAACAGCAACUGGUAAUGGAGAUGAACAUGGGUACGAGGACAGUGGCAUUAAUGGAGAUGAACAUUUUUCUCAGCAUUCCUACCUCUGGAACUUUUAAUUAAAUAUUAUAAGUCCUACUAAACUUGGUUAACCAGCAGCUAGCUAGCUCGGCCAAUUAUUAGUUGCUGAUUUUGACCCCAUGCUGAGUGAUGGGAUCAUAUGGGUUAUUAGGGUAAUGUACGUAAUGAUCUUUCCGGUUUUAUUAUCCUACCUUUUUGCCGGAAAGUAUAUACUAUGUUUCUUUGCCUUUGCUAGAAAUGAGCAGAGUGCAGACAUCACUAUCUUAGUUAAAGAAAUAAUUAUCUUUUAGCGAGCUAGCUAGGGAUAAUUUUACAUAUAAAGGAAGAAAUUCAUGUGGUAUUAGUCACCAUGUCAUUUUAAAUAAGCAAGUUUCAAUACUCGCAGGUGUCAACUGAUUACUCAUUGGUGGCCAAAGCAUAACUUCAUGGAGCACUUAUGUUGUCUCUUUUUUAUUUUUCUGUGUAGUAAAGUAUAUAUAGAUGUGGUGGGUGUUUGUAAACUGCAGACUAUGGAUUUACUUCUAUUUCUACAAAAUUACGAUAUAAUUUAGUUUCUCUUCUCGUUU
Messenger RNA from Nicotiana attenuata, 1384 nucleotides. Its product is annotated as ethylene-responsive transcription factor ERF017-like. NCBI's taxonomy places the organism in Eukaryota, Viridiplantae, Streptophyta, Magnoliopsida, Solanales, Solanaceae. The transcript has a single exon. The coding region runs from base 107 to 856 and encodes 249 amino acids. The record is from RefSeq and is a predicted model, not a curated record. Gene Ontology annotation, biological process: regulation of DNA-templated transcription. Gene Ontology annotation, molecular function: DNA binding; DNA-binding transcription factor activity.